Messenger RNA from Alternaria postmessia, 2082 nucleotides. RefSeq lists its product as uncharacterized. Bases 1 to 2082 code for a protein of 693 amino acids. NCBI's taxonomy places the organism in Eukaryota, Fungi, Ascomycota, Dothideomycetes, Pleosporales, Pleosporaceae. Gene Ontology annotation, cellular component: Rpd3L complex; Rpd3L-Expanded complex; nucleus. The record is from RefSeq and is a predicted model, not a curated record. The transcript is spliced from 2 exons. Gene Ontology annotation, biological process: regulation of DNA-templated transcription.
AUGCCCCCGACCACAGGCACAAGAACCUCUACGAGGCAGGGGCGGGCUACGGUCCGACCUACCAACUACUAUGCGCGCACCUUUGCCGGCCGCCUCAACGCGAGCGGGAUGGAGCAGACGCCCGAAGCUUCCAGCAGCGCGCCCGGCUUCCUGCCCGCCCUCACCCACUUUAGCGGCGCCGUCGAUGCGUUUCCAAAGGAGAUAAUUAAGCAUUUUUCCAUGUUCAAGGAAGUCGAGGCCAAACUCCAUGACCCGGAGCAGAUGCUCAAGGAGCUGCUUGACGACAUCGCCCGGCAGCCCGUCACUACAAAGGCCCAGCUGGCUGCUAUAGAACAGGCCUCAGUAGCGUCUGAGGCCAACGCCAACCUCAAUCCUGACAACAUGUCCCCCGAAGAACGUUCGGCCAUGACCAAGCGCCAGCUCUUCUAUCGCCUCCGCAUGAUUAUCGCGAACACGCUGCCCAUACUCGACGAAAAGCUCGUAGUGCUCCAGGGCGCCAAAGCCACCAAAGACAAGGGCCUCACGCGCAUGCACCACUCCUUCGCCCAGCUCGACGGCGAGAUCAGCGACGAAGCGCGAUACGGCAGCCUUACACACUGGGCAUAUGCGGACAAAGAGGAGAAGAAAAAGGGCGGACCAUCCCACGAGCGGCAGAGGCGCGAGGUGGCUGCGGCGAAUAACCUGGCCGCGGCCGCUCAACAUGUCCAUGACGUCGAUUCAAUUGCGGCCAAGAGCGAGGCCAGACGUGAGGCCAUGCAGGCGAACAAGCGCAGUCGACACCACCAGGUUGACUCCGACUUCGACGACAGACCAGCCAAGAGACCGCAGAAGAAGAAGCCCUUGCCUGCAGAGACAGCAGCGCCAGACAGCAGAAGCCUUGGGUUGGGCAUUUCAAGCAACGGCACAGGUCCUCAUGGCAAGCGGAAGAAGACUGAAAAGGCCCUUGCCGCUGCGGCGGCGGCGGUACCGGCAGCUCCGCCCAUGGAGCGAUCACUGAGCAGUGCUUUGAAAGCAACUAGCAACGGCGUACGGGGUGGUUCUAGCCCACGGGGAACGCCAGGUCCAGAGAACGGCGCAGCAAAACGCAAACCUCGUGCCGCACCCGUGGCUGCGCAACGCAAGAACCCGCUUCCCCCGUACUCGCCCCCUAUGGCUUCGUCACCCCUUGCUGCCAACUUCCCCGUCAACAAAGCAAUUGCCGGCGCAUCGGAACGAACACUGUCUGCCCGUGCACGGAAGAACUCCACAGCCAAUUCGGUGGCGUCAAUCAAGGACCAAGAGGCUACAGCUGCAGGCCGCCCGUCAUCCUCGCACUCUGCGCAACAAGCCGCUAGCAGCAACGCCAUCACAGAGCUGGAACAGGCUGCUGGCGUUGUGCGAGACAAUGCUUCGGCAAAGGGCGCGUCCACUCCAAAGGAGAGUACAGAGAUCCCACCGCCCUUUGAUACAGCCAACAUGAAGGUGGAAGACUUGGGACAGCCGGAGCCAGAGAGCAUGGACAUUGACGCUCCCGCACCGAUAUCUGCCGCCGUGAGAUCCGGUCGGAACUCCAAGAAUACGACACCUGUUGUCGGCGCGUUUGUGGAGACACCCAUGGCGCGAAGUCGCAGUAGCCGCAACGUGAACAAUGGAAACUCAAACUCCACCACGUCGUCAGAGAACAACAGCACGACAGGCGCCGGAUCAAAACGAGGCAACAAGAAGAACACGCAAUCGACUACCGCCACUGCUUCUCCCGCCCUGAAGCCCACGCCGAACGUAAAAUCGAACCCUCCAUCAUCCGCUGCCAGCUCCGUCGCACAAGAACAAGACUACCAAGAGGUCGAGGCGGAAGCCGAACCAGAGGCCGAAUCGGAGGAAGAUGGCGACGAGCCGCGAUACUGCUAUUGUAACGAAGUUUCCUACGGGAACAUGAUUGCCUGCGACAACGAUGACUGCCCCCGCGAGUGGUUCCACCUUGGCUGUGUAAAUCUUGACAAACCGCCUACUGGCAGAACGAAAUGGUUCUGCAGUGACGACUGCAAGGAGACGUACAAUAAGACCAAGGCGAAGGGGGGCCGUCCAGGCAGUAGUAGACAAUAG